AAUAAGCACCGUGUCUCGGUCACUAGGCACUCCUUUAUUUCAAUCCCCACACUUGUGGUUUGUUUACAAUAAAAAUUGUAAGGAAAAGAGAAAGAAAGAAAGGCACACCAGAGCUGGUUACUCGGGCCUUUCAGCAUGGCCUGUUAAGACAGCGGCGGGACUCUGCUGCCUUCUGCCUUUCCAACAAAGAACUGCUCCACCCACCUUCAAUCCGAAAGCUAAAGACAGGAAAUGGAAACCGAAAGUUAAUGAAAACCAAGAGAAUCAGGAAACUGAAACUGUUCUUUUGUUUUUCUUCUUCUCUUUCUUCCAGAAUUGAGCAAGACCGCCAUCUGCUUACUAAGCCUGGACCUCAGCUUCCACCUCUGAAAAUGUCCUUCUCAGCGCCCAGUACCUGGGAGAAGAUGUUUCAAGAACUGAUCCAGGAGGAGAAACCCAGGGCCAAGUGGACCUUCCAGUUGGAUAAGAACAUUUUACCCAACGUCAUGGCCGUGGGAUGGAGGCAGUACCAGCAGACAGGACUUGGCAGGUUCCAGUGUUCCAUAUGUAACAGAUGGUGGAUUUCUGCUCAAGUGAAGAUCCUGUGCCACAUGUACCGGGAGCCAGGGAAAUCUCAGGGCCGGGUACUCAUGAGGAUCUUCGGUCAGAGGUGCCAGAAGUGUUCUAAGUCUCAAUUUGAGAAUCCUGAGUUCUUCACAGAGAGCAUUGGAAGGAUUAUGGAGAACCUAAUUAAUUAUAUUCUCCAGAAAUACUAUGGUCAUGGCUUUAAGAAGAAACCAUCAACUUCAAAUGAGAAACCUCUUGAGAAGGUGCUUUUGAAUAGACCCCAUGACACAGCCAAUUGUGAGGCAUGCACUCUGGGCUACCAUGGAGGGUGUUCCUUUGCAUAUGAAGCAAAUCUGCCCAAAUACCCAUCUUCCACACCAAAGAGCCACAGUUCUCCCCCACCAAAGAGCCCCAGUUCUUCUACACCAAAGACCCACAGUUCUUCCCCACCAAUGAGCCACAGUUCUUCCCCACCAAUGAGCUACAGUUCCUCCCCACCAGUGAGCUACAGUUCUUGCCUAAAAAUGAGCCCCAGUUCUUCCCUAACAAUGAGCCACAGUUCUCCCCCACCAAAGAGCCACAGUUCUUCCACACCAAAGAGCCACAGUUCCUCCCCACCAAUGAGCUACAGUUCUUGCCUAAAAAUGAGCCACAGUUCUCCCCCACCAAAGAGCCACAGUUCUUUCCCACCAAAGAGCCACAGUUCCUCCACACCAAUGAACCUUAGUUCUUCCCCAUCAAAGACCCACAGUUCUUCUCCACCAAAGAGCCACAGUUCUUCCCCACCAAAGAGCCACAGUUCUCCCCCACCAAAGACCCACAGUUCUUCCCCACCAAAGACCCACAGUUCUUCCCCACCAAAGAGCCACAGUUCUUUACCUCAGACUAGGAAUAUGUAUGUUGAGAAUAGGCAUUUUGAGGAACACAGAGAGACCAGUUACACAGAGCUGUUAAUGGUUUUCUCUCUUGCUGCACUUACCUUUAUUCGUCGACUCUUUAAAUAAUGGGCUUAUCAUCUUGUUUUCAUGCUAUGGUUAUCAAUAAUAUGGAUGUCAUUUUAACAUGACAGUGAAUUGAUUUGAGAUCAAGCAAGGCCAAGUAUGUAGAGUAAACAUGGUUUCCUGGACAUGCUCUGAAAUGACAAAAACAUAAUAGACCCCAAAACAAAUCUGUAUUAAAUCACUGAACACUCUCAAUUUGCUUGCUCACUUAUUUGUUAUCAAACUAUAUUCAUUAAAUCUUGACAAGAACUAAUGGCCACGAGUAUUGUAAUUUAGUGUGAUAGAUUGAAUAAUGCUCCCCCACCAAAAAUGCCUUUAUCCGACCCUCUAGAACUGGUGACUGUGCUAUAGUAUUUGGAAGAAUGGAUUUUGUAGACAUAUUUAAUUAAAAGAUCUUGAGGUAUAUUGCCUUGCUUUCUUGGGAUAAAUAAUAACAAAAAGGUCCUUUUCUAUCUUUUUUAAUCAAAGUCCACCAAAAGCUCAAUGUUGAAGGCUUGAUCUCUGAGUGAUGGUGCUAAGGGAGGUGAUAAAAUCUUUAGAACAUGGUGCUGUACACUGUAAAUAUGUAUUACUCUCAUUGGUUAAUAAAGAGCUGACUGGCAGGUAGCCAGGCAGGAAGUAUAGGUGGGACAACCAAACUAAGGAUGCUGGGAUGAAGAAGGCGGAGCCUAAAGAGUUGCCAGCCAGAUGCAAAAUAGGAUAGAAGUAAAAGCCGUGAGCCUUGGGGUAGCACAUAGAUUUAUAGAAAUGGGUUAAGUUGUAAGAGCUAGUUAGUAAUAAGCCUGAGCUAUCAGCCAAACAUUUAUAAUUAAUAUAAACCUCAGUGUGUUUAUUUGGGAGCUGCUCAUGGGACAGAAACUUUGCCUACUAAUGGCAUCCCAAUGUGGGGCCAGAAUUUCCACUUAAGACCUGAGAAAACUUUUAAAAAGGUCCUAAAUGCACAGAAACAGACCCAAAGGCAGCUUUCUAGUCUCAUGUCUCUCAUGCUGGCUGCAGUACAGAGAUGUGUCUCCUGUCAGACUCAGCCACCGGCAUGCCAUGAGAUAAGCCUAGUAAUGGGUUCCCACAGUCUCUCAGCAGCCACAGAAAAGUGUCUCUCAGCAUCUACCUGUGGAAAGAGCCAUCCACUAUGCACUACCUCCAUGCACUAAGCUUAAGCCACACUGGUGGCAGCUGACAUAGCAGUUGAUGAUUCAUCUCAUAUGGUCAGAAAAAGAUUACAGAUACACAAUAAAGACAGAGUCAGACAGAAAAAAAAUCUAAACAGUUUUUUAUGACUGUCUAUACCUUCUCUUUUCUCUCCCAAGCCUAUGUAUAAUUUUAAACAUACUGCAAUAUAUAGUUUUAAAAUAAUAAAGUCCUUAAAAGGGGAGUAAAGUAAUAUAAAAGGAAAAGGCCAUUUAAAGAUGGGAAAUACACAGAGUUGGAAUCCUAUAUGUUAUUGUGUUGUCUUUAAAUUGUUUGGCUGCUAAGAGACACUGGGUUAUAAAAACUGGUAGAUUAAACCAAACUAUUUAUUUUUAAAAUAUCUUGACUUCAAAAUUUAAGUCAAAAGGUGUGUUGCUUUGGGGAAGAGGUUAUGCUUUUAUUUCCACAGGAAAUGAGAAGCUGUGGAUUCAUUCUGGGUUAAAGAUGAUCAGUUUGAUUGAGGAAGACCCCCUGAAAUCCUGACUACAGACAUAAAGAAAUAAAUCUAGAAGAACUAGAAGACACAUGGUAUAUAUUUUACCUGUUCAAACACUUAACAAAAAAAUCAUCUUUGGCUGACUUACAUCCAAUGAACAGUCUAUAAUUGUAUUACUGUAGAUAUGUAUGUUACCUUUAAAAGUUUAUGUAUUUUCAGAGCAAAGGGACCAGACACCAAUGAAAAUGAAUGGUCCUAGUGAUCCAUCAUCCAAAAGAGCUUCAAGGCUGCUGACUAAGAUGGUCCAGCCUCACAUAAUGCUCCAACCAAGACCUAACAAUUAUCCUGAUAUUCUCAAGGUUUCUCUGAAGAUGCAAGCACCCUCAGACAACAGGAAGCAGUCUAGAGAAAACAACGCCCACAUUCCCAAAAGAUAGGAUGUUUAUUAUGUUAUGGAUGUUUAUUAUCAUUUAAGGGGGGUUGGUUACAAGUUGUUAUUGGUAAUGGUCAGGAAAAAAGCUGAACAAAGGAGAAAAGAUUCAAGGAUUUUGUUCUGAUAACAAAAAGAGGGAUGUAUAAAUGAUAGGAUA
This is a messenger RNA of Peromyscus eremicus (cactus mouse), 3761 nucleotides long. RefSeq names its product receptor transporter protein 4 (gene Rtp4). Lineage: Eukaryota; Metazoa; Chordata; Mammalia; Rodentia; Cricetidae. The coding region runs from base 249 to 1550 and encodes 433 amino acids. Gene Ontology annotation, cellular component: cytoplasm. Gene Ontology annotation, molecular function: olfactory receptor binding. The transcript has 2 exons. The record is from RefSeq and is a predicted model, not a curated record. Gene Ontology annotation, biological process: detection of chemical stimulus involved in sensory perception of bitter taste; protein insertion into membrane; protein targeting to membrane.